Molecule: messenger RNA, 3129 nt
Organism: Stegostoma tigrinum
Lineage: Eukaryota; Metazoa; Chordata; Chondrichthyes; Orectolobiformes; Stegostomatidae
Product: protein-glutamine gamma-glutamyltransferase 2-like
Exons: 13
Coding region: 33-2192 (719 amino acids)
Biological process (GO): peptide cross-linking
Molecular function (GO): protein-glutamine gamma-glutamyltransferase activity
Source: RefSeq, a predicted model, not a curated record
UUGUUCGAUUUACGGGAAGGGGCUGGAUUGAGAUGACUAUAAAAGUUUUGCAUCGGAACGCUAUCCAUGUAGAGUUGGAGGAGAGGGUUGUUUGGUGUGAGAGGAGUCGAGUGCAAGAGAGCAUGGCACAAGUUUUGGAAUUGGCAGCUACAGAUUAUCACUGUAACGUGAACAACAAUGCACACAGGACAGCAGAUUUCGGCUACUCCAGACUGAUUGUGAGACGAGGAGAUCGCUUCACUCUCACCUUGACAUUCUCCGGACUGGGUUAUGAGUCGAAACGGGAUCGGAUCUCCCUGUGUGUGGAAACAGGUUUGGUACCUUCAGAAACAGCUGGAACUAAAGCCCAGUUUCCACUGUCAAAUACUCUGGAUACAAAUAAAUGGAAUGCUGCUCUUGUAAGCAAUGUUGGGAACAAACUAUCCCUGUCCAUAUGUUCACCUGCCAAUGCCAAGAUUGGGCAUUACACUCUGACUCUGUGGUGCACAACACAAGGUCAAUCUACAUCAUUUGACCUUGGACAAUUCAUCCUCCUCUUUAAUCCAUGGUGCCCAGAUGAUACUGUUUUCCUAGAUGUUGAGAAUCAACGGCAGGAAUAUGUACUGAAUGAUCAGGGUUUGCUCUUUCAAGGUGCUAAGAACCACAUUUCAUCCAUGGCUUGGAAUUUUGGGCAGUUUGAGAUCGGUAUUGUGGAUAUUUGUUUGAAAAUACUGGAUAAUAGCUUGAACUUCCUGAAAAAUCAGGAGGAGGACUAUUCUCAUAGACAUGAUCCUAUUUAUAUCGGCAGGAUUGUGGCAGCUAUGGUGAAUUGCAAUGAUGAUAAAGGGAUACUGGAGGGUAACUGGGGGCCUGAUUAUUCACAUGGAGUACGCCCAACAAUGUGGAAUGGAAGCAUUUCUAUCCUCCGACAAUGGAGCAAAUUAGGUUGUCAACCUGUUCGCUUUGGCCAGUGUUGGGUCUUUGCAGCUGUGGCAUGCACAGUUUUAAGGUGUCUUGGAAUUCCCACACGGCACAUCACAAACUUCAACUCUGCUCAUGACACAGAUGAAAACCUGAGAGUUGACAGCUUCGUUGAUGAGAAUGGAAAACGGUUGAAAAGAAGUAGAGAUAGUAUCUGGAAUUUCCACUGUUGGGUAGAGUCUUGGAUGUCACGCCCUGAUCUGAAACCAGGCUAUGAUGGUUGGCAGGUACUUGACCCAACACCACAGGAGAAAAGUGAAGGAAUUUAUUGCUGUGGACCAGCUCCAGUUAAAGCCAUUAAAGAGGGAGAUAUCAAUCAGAAAUUUGAUAUCCCAUUUGUCUUUGCUGAAGUCAAUGCAGAUUAUGUGUCAUGGCUUGUCCUUAAAGAUGGAUCUAAAAAACAGAUCCAUGUUAAUCCUCAAUUAGUGGGUCAGAAAAUCAGUACAAAGGCUGUUGGCAGUGAUGAACGUGAAGAUAUUACACACCAUUACAAAUUUCAGGAGGGUUCCAAGGAAGCAAAAAAAGCUUUUGCGAAUGCAGAUAUGAAGAACAAAAUGUCUAAAGAGUCAGAGAAGAAAUUCUUCACAAAAUUGAGAUCUCAGAAAGUCAAUAUGAAUGGGGCAGAUUUUGAAGUCUCUGCUGUUAUCACAAAUAAUACCUCAGAGGUGAAGAAAUGCACUCUGUACCUGUGUGCCCAAACAAUCCUGUACAAUGGACAACCAAUUACAGAUUGUAGUUGGGGAUGUUUCGACGACGUCCAAAUUGAACCGCAGGAAGCAAAGACAGAGACUCUACAGGUGCUUUACUCACAAUACAAACAGUCCAUGGCAGAAAACAAUCAGAUUCUCGUUGUGGCCGUUGCAAUUGAGAAUGAAGCUAAUGAAGUGCUGAUUUCCAGAAAAGUGAUUACUCUCCAGAAUGCAGACAUACACAUCAAGAUCCUGGGAGAGCCCAUACAGUAUUGCAAUCUAGUAGCAGAAAUUACCUUUACCAACCCAAUGCCAGUGAAUUUGUGCAAUGGUACGUUCCUGGUGGAGGGAGUUGGCCUCACUGAAGAGCAGAACAUUCCAUGCCCGGGUUCGGUGAUUAAACCAGGCCAAAAAGUGAAGGUGACGGUUAUGUUUACCCCUCAAAAAUCAGGCCUGAGGAAAUUGACUGUGAAUUUCAACGCCAACGAACUGAAAGCUGUGAAAAGUUUCAAAAACGUUAUUAUCAAACCGAUGGAAAAAUAGAACCUGUCAAUCAUCUUCCAAAGAAUAUUGUUUUGGAAGAGCGUGCCUUUGAGAAGGGAAGAAAAAUCAACACAGAUUUAGCAACAAAUAUUUAUGUUCAGCAUUCCUUCAUCAUUAAAGUCUUUCAAUAAUAGUAAGCAUUUAAAUAAUAAACUAAACCACUGUUAGGCAUCUAUGUUCAGUUUUGCUUCAUUUCAUCUAACGCCACAAAUUAUAAUAUAUUAUAAUUAAUGUAUUGUUCUUGUUCUGUUUUUAUUCAGUACUGUUUCAUUUACUUAAGUUCCACCUGAUCUGGAGUUAUGCAACUGCAUGACAUGAAUAAUGUCCGUAAUGCAAUACCACGCAAGAUUAAUAGUACAUGAAUAAUAUGACGCAGGCAUCAGAUGGUAUUUGCUUUGUUGGUCCACCCAUGUAUAGUAGCUUACCUCACAAUAGAAACCAGCAACCAGACAUUGAAUCAAGCCACCUCGCCAAUCACAUCAACUAUAUUAACCUACCAAUAACUCAAGAUACUAGACAUAGCUCAGUGGGAACGCGUACACCGCUGGAUUGGAAAAUAAGGGGUCAAAGGGCCACUUGAGCAGGCUUGGUCUAAAAAUAAUCAGUACAAUAAACUAUUAGAUGUGUCCUAUUUGGGGUGAGACAUUAGACCAAAGUCAUAUCUUCCUACUUAGGUGGAUGCAAUAGAUCCUCAGCCUCAUGAAUUGUAUGGUGCUGUUCUUUGGAAGAGUUUGUGAUCGAAUUUACUAAUUUUCUACUGAAUAUAUUUGCUAUUUUAAUGGAAAUCGCAUCUUUUUUCUAACUGGCCUAAAGCCAGGUUGCUAAUGGCUCUUUAUAAUCUCUAUUGUUUGUACAAGCUAUUAUACUUAUCAGAUUCUCUUUUGGCUUCAAUUAUGUAAAUCAUUUAUAGAGUAGUGUAUUGUGUUGUGCCAUUAAU